Messenger RNA from Gigantopelta aegis, 3586 nucleotides. RefSeq names its product coiled-coil domain-containing protein 77-like. Gene Ontology annotation, cellular component: centrosome. Bases 95 to 1564 code for a protein of 489 amino acids. The transcript has 10 exons. NCBI's taxonomy places the organism in Eukaryota, Metazoa, Mollusca, Gastropoda, Neomphalida, Peltospiridae. The record is from RefSeq and is a predicted model, not a curated record.
GACAUAUAAGCAAUAUUUAUAAUGAAUACCGUCUUAUAAAUACAUAAUUUUUAAUAAUCUAAAUAAAAAAAAUUGUUUAUAGCGGAACUACAAAAUGGCGGUACCAGGUGCGAGCUCCAGGUCACCUCACAGCCCUAAACUGGAUAGAAGUAUCGCUGGGAACAAUGAUAUGUUAAAUGGCACAUUUGAUGUUGACCGCAAGAAGUUGUCAAAGGAUUUACCAAGCAUCAAUGAGAGAUUGGGUCAUCUUCGACCCUCUCGUGAAUUACUGGAAUAUUACAGGAAAAAAAUAGCUGAGUAUGACGAUGAACACGAUCAUCUAGUUUCUAAAAUAGAUGAAUACAGAGUCACAUACGAAGAACAGCACAAGAUUCAGUGGGAGUUGAGGCAGCGAGAAGAGGAAAUUGUGGAGCUGCAGAAAGCCCUCAGUGACAUGCAGGUCUACCUUUUUCAAGAGCGAGAACAUGUCCUCAGGCUGUAUGCAGAAAACGAUAGACUAAAGAUUCGUGAGUUGGAAGACAAGAAGAAGAUUCAGCAGUUACUUGCCCUUGGCAUCAGUCCAGAUGGUGAGGUGACGUACUUCAUGAAAGAGCCUCCAGCAAAGGCAAUCAUUGAACAGAAAGUUCACAGAAAAACGCAGUCAGCUAAAGGAUUGAAAAAGAAGCAGCCUCCAGUUUCGGAUCAUCACUCGUCCAUCAGCCCGGACCAUGAGGCAAAGUACCAACAUGACAACCAAGUGUUGUCCCUCCAGGUGGAGGCACUGCAGGCCCAGAUGCAGGAGCAGGCCAAGCUGAGCAAGGACCAGAUGAGCGCCAUGAUGGAGGACCGGCGAGUCAAGGAGGAGGAGUUUGAGACUCGGCUGCAGCGAGACGAAGACAAGAUUAAAACUCUUACCGAGAAAUUACAUAAAACACAGGAUCUGUUAUACGACAGUACCAAAGAUUUUCUUGAGCUGCGGUACCAAGGUCGAGCCAGUGAGAGACAGUGGAUGGCUGAGAAGGACAAGUUACUACAGAAACUAGACUCCUGCAAGACACAGCUUAAUGUCAGCAAAGACUCCAUUUUCACAGGGCAAGACAACUUGGAGAAAGGACAGUUAUCAGAAGAAGUUAAGUCUCUAGAAUAUCAACUGGAGCAAUCCCAGAAACUGUCCGAGAUGUACCGAGAACAGGUCAUACAGCUGGAGGACGAAUUAUCUCGCAUCAGGGAACAAGGAGAUGUCACCAGGGAAAUCUUUAAGGAUCGCAGUGGUAAAAUGACGAAGAGACUCCAGCUGAUGAAUGCGCGCUAUCAGGAUCUGGAGAAGCGACGCAAUCUUGAGGUGGAGGGAUUUAAGAACGACAUCAAAAAUCUGAGAACUAGAUUAAAAGAUGUGGAGAGACAGCUGUACAAGGUAACUUUAGGAUUUGCUGCUGACAUGGAUGUAGAACGCCCCGAUGACCUUGACAUGCAGAUACUACGAAACGUUCGGAGAACAGCAGGUCGGUCCAAACAGAUGAUGGGUGAACUGAAAAACCUGAAAGUCAAAGUGUACGGAUUAGAAAAUGAUCUUAGACAUUUGUAAAACCUAAGCAUCAGCAGGUUUCUACAUUGUCAUGGCUUCAGAAUUCCGUCCAGUGGUUGUAGACUGCCAUUAGUAAAUUUGUGGACCAAACCGACUGUGAUAUGAUAUUGGUUUCUAAAGUCUAGUUACAUGAGAGAUGUGUUGCAUCAGGAGGAAUACAGAUUGCAUAUUAAGUAAUUUUGUUCAGUAUUAGGUGCACACUGCUUAUGGAAUAAACUGUUGUUAUUGUCGUGAUGUAAACAGUGAUGAAAAUCUUCCACAUGUUUGCAGAAUUCUGCAGAUUUUUCUCACUAGACAGCAGAAUCAGGGGUGGUGGGGGAAUAGUCUAAAUUCGUUGAGGAAUUCUUUCAUGGGGUUCAGGUUAAUGAUGAAUUCGAACAUUGGUUACCAACACAACGUCAAUAAUAUCCUUCCAGGGGAAGUAAGAAAGAAUAGGCUAAAUGUUUCUUCUGUUUCCAGUUACAGCAGCUUAACAAAUGCAGUUUAUAAAUAAAGUGACCAAUGUUUGCAGUCUUGAAGCACAUACCAAAAAAGUGUAAUGUACUUUACCAAUAAAGAGAAGCAGUUAUACCUGUUGGUGACAAUCAUAAUUAUUCCUUUGGAUCAGCAUUUACAAUAUUGGUGAACUAAAAUAUCAUGCUUGCUCAGAAAAUUUAUGGCUAGCUGUAAUGUGAUCAAAAGAGCUUAUUGUUUUGUUAGUCAAUAUUUUACUCUGUACUCUGAAAUACCUGCAAAGAAUACCUGCAAGUCAGCAGUCUUUUUGGGUGUCGGAGGUGAGGAUGAGAUGAUCCUUUCUGUUCUUGUCACCAUACUGCUUGUGGACCUUUUUCAGUUUCCAUUCUUUAUGUGUGUACAGUACCAUUUAAUAUUAUACGUGGUUAUCAUGCAGUAGCUGUUAAUGUAUUGUCAUACACGUUAUCAGAUGGUAGUUGUUAUUGUAGUGUGACUGGUAGAGAUUAAAUCUGUAAGGGAUAAUUAUCAGAACUUUAACUAUUUUCUCAGGAGGAACAGUGAGAAGCUUAUUAUAUCAGUAUUUUGCAAAUGACAUUGACAAAAGGUUUUAUUUGUAGGAAAAAAAGAAAAGUGCACCUCUUUUAUAGCAGUGAUUUAAAACACCUAAAAUACUAGUCCAUUUAUGAGGCAACCAUUUCAAAGUGUUUUCUCGACUAGUGUUGCUGUAUCACUGGUUUAUUUAGAAAGCAGGGCAUGUUUCAGAUUUUAAGUUUAAAAAACCUUUAGGUACUCCCACCUUCAAGAUAGGAUAUAUAUAUAUAGAUAUAUAUAUAUAUAUGUAUGUACAUUUGUCUUGGACAAAGAUGCUGGAAGUACUUAAAAUUGUAGCAAAGUCAAAAAUUGUAUUGGUAUUGAUAUCUUAAAGCAUGGAAAUUGUUAUUUAUUAUUCAUUCUUCCAUUUCAAAUCGUCAGUUUUGCAAAAAGAUGAUUCUCAAGUUGGAGUUUUAUGAAGUGAAUGCUUUGUGUUCUGCAUGUUCUGUAUAUUUUUAUUUGGAAAUACUACCUAAGGGCAUUGCAUUUUAAAAACAACAAAGUGCCCAUUACUUGUUUUUAAUGCAUGGCAUUAUGACUAAUUAAAGUGUUUUGCAUUGUAUCUAAGUUUUAACAUGGGGAGUUUAUUUUAUCUCUUUUUCUUUAUUUUUUUUACAAUAAACACGUGAAUUGUUUUUGCUUCCCACAACAGUGAUAUCCCCAAGUUGUGCCAGACAAUAUCUGUCUGGCAUAAUAAUGCCAUGAAAGGUUACUUAGUGAAAAAGUUAAAUUCAGCUGUACAUUAGCAUGACAAAUACUCCAGUGCAUUUCGUUUUAAAAUUUAAAACCCCACAACCAUUAACCGAAAAACACAUUUGAAUUAUUGGUAAAAACUUGAGAAAUCAUCAUUUCCAAAACAAUACGUUUGCAAAAUCUAAAGCAUUUUAUUCCAUGAGUUAAAUUAUGCUUAUAUAUGAAAUAUUUUAUGUUAUUUAUUUUCAUACAAAUUUGUAAUAAAUAAAAAUGUUUUUUAUUGUA